AUGGCUUCUCCAAUCCCACCCGAGCUGCCACCCGAACUGGCCUCCCUCCCCGCCGAGCCGGAGUCGGUCGCCGAGGUCGAGCACGCCGUGACGCUCGCCCGCCAGUGCCGCCGGCGCCUCGUCACCGUCGGCUCCGGCCACUCGCCCUCCGACCUGACCUGCACCUCGUCCUGGAUGCUCAACCUGGACCGCCUCGCCGGCGUGCUGACCGCCGACCCGGCCACCGGCCUGUGCACCGUGCAGGCCGGCAUCCGCCUGCGCGCCCUCAGCGCCGCGCUCGCCGCCGCCGGCCUGGCCCUGCCCAGCCUCGGCAGCAUCGACGAGCAGAGCAUCGCCGGCGCCAUCAGCACCGGCACCCACGGCAGCAGCCUGCGCCACGGCCUGGUCAGCGAGUGCGUCGUGGCGCUGAAGGUCACGCUGGCGGACGGCAAGACGCGCGAGUGUUCGCCGCAGCAGCGGCCGGAGCUGUUCCGGGCGGCCCUGCUGUCGGUGGGCGCGCUGGGCGUCGUGGUGGAGGUGACGCUGCGGGCGGUGCCGGCGUUCUCGCUGGCGUGGAGCCAGACGAUCGACGCGGACGCGAGGCUGUUCAGCACGUGGGAGGGGGAGCUGUGGAAGCAGGCCGAGUUCGUGCGGGUGUGGUGGUUCCCCUACAUGCGGCGCGCGGUGGUGUGGCAUGCCGACAAAGUGCCCAGGGAGGAUAUCGAGUCCGGGCGGGUGCGGCACCGCCGCCCGCGCACCAGCUUCCUGGACAGCAGGCUGGGCUAUCACGUCUACCACAACCUGCUCGCGCUGGCCCGCUGGUUCCCGCGCAUCACGCCCUGGAUCGAGUGGUUCGUCUUCGGGCUGAACUACGGCUUCCGGAACGGCGAGCGCACGCGCGUCAGCGGCGUGCAGCCGAGCUACGAGGCCUUCCUCCUCAACUGCCUCUACAGCCAGUUCGUCAACGAGUGGGCCAUCCCGCUGCACAAGGGCCCCGAGGCGCUACAGCGCCUCAGCGCCUGGCUCAACCGCCUGCGGCCAGGCGACCCGGGCUACGUCGAGCACCGCAUCCCCUUCAGCGCCGAGGGCCUGUGGGUGCACAGCCCCGUCGAGGUGCGCGUGAGCGACACGACCGUCAACGCCAGCGCCGCCCGCGGCAACCGGCCCUGGCUCGACGUCACCCCGGCCGACGGCCCGGCCCUGUACCUCAACGCGACCAUGUACCGGCCCUACUUCCGCGACCCGACCGGCGAGGCCACGGAGCGCUACUACGCCGCCUUCGAGUGGCUGAUGCGCGACCUGGGCGGCCGGCCGCACUGGGCCAAGACGUUCACCGUCUCGCCGGACGAGUUCGCCUCAUGGUACGGCGACGACUGGAGGGCGUUCCGCCAGGUGCGCGACGCGGCGGACCCGGAGGGCAUGUUUGUCGGGCCGUGGCAUCGCAGAUAUCUCCUGGGCGAGCGUUCUUCCGCGGGCGGUGAGGGGGGGGAGAUGGAGAGGCUGCCGCUGGAGGAGGUUGGGUUCUUCACGCGCGAGCCCGCGAAGGGAGGCUGA
Molecule: messenger RNA, 1533 nt
Organism: Thermothielavioides terrestris NRRL 8126
Lineage: Eukaryota; Fungi; Ascomycota; Sordariomycetes; Sordariales; Chaetomiaceae
Exons: 2
Coding region: 1-1533 (510 amino acids)
Cellular component (GO): mitochondrion; membrane
Molecular function (GO): FAD binding; D-arabinono-1,4-lactone oxidase activity
Source: RefSeq, a predicted model, not a curated record